AUGGAUCAGGACGCAUUCACCUCCAACAACCUAUUCAAGUGGGACCCACGAACAUUUCUUCCAAUGGCGCCCUGCACGCGUGUCCCGCUUCUAGAAUACUCCAUUGCUCCCCCUAGAGCACCGACGGAGCUAGAGGACCUGUUCCGCGCUUACGGCGUCAGAUACCACACGGCGGCCAAGGUGGCGGAGCUUGGUUUCACGGUGAGCACACUCGUCAACAUGAUGGAGGAGGAGCUCGACGACAUGAUCAACAGCCUUUCACACAUUUUUCGCUGGGAUCUCCUCUUCGGUGAACGUUACGGCAUCAAAGCCGCAGUUAGAGCCCAGCGAAGACGCAUCCACGGCGAUGACAUGCGGCGGCGCAACCUUAACGACGGCACCACCAUCAACGCUCUUGAUGCUCUUUCUCAAGAAGGGUUGUCGAAGGAGGCAAUAGUGGAACAAGAAAAAGAGGUGAUAGGGAACAGAGGAGGGAGCGCGUGGGGGGUGGUGAGUGGCGGUGAGAGGAGGAAGCAGCAAAAUAGGAGAAGGAGAAGGAGAAGGAAGAUGAAUGAGCAUGAUGGUGAUCUUGAAGAGGCUGAAGAGGAGGAAGGAGAAGGAGAUGAUGAUGGGGGGAACAAUAACAGUGGUUGUGUGAGGCAAAGAGAACACCCAUUCAUUGUGACCGAGCCUGGGGAAGUUGCACGUGGCAAGAAGAACGGCCUUGAUUAUCUUUUUCAUCUCUAUGACCAAUGCCGUGACUUCUUGAUUCAGGUUCAGAACAUUGCCAAAAACCGUGGUGAAAAAUGCCCUACCAAGGUGACAAACGAGGUAUUUAGGUACGCAAAGAAGGCAGGAGCAAGCUACAUUAACAAGCCGAAAAUGCGACACUACGUGCAUUGUUAUGCCUUGCACUGUCUGGAUGAGCAAGCGUCGAACGAGUUGAGAAGGGCGUUGAAAGAGAGAGGGGAGAACGUUGGGGCGUGGAGGCAAGCGUGUUAUAAACCCCUUGUCGCCAUAGCAUCGCUUCAAGGUUGGGACAUUGAUGCCAUCUUCAACUCUCAUCCUCGUCUUUCCAUUUGGUAUGUCCCAACUAAACUACGUCAACUUUGUCAUGCUCAAAGGAACACCAACGUUGCUCCAAGCUCUCUCUCUGUUGCCACUGCCCACCUUCCUUUCUAA
This is a messenger RNA of Abrus precatorius (Indian licorice), 1161 nucleotides long. Its product is annotated as protein UNIFOLIATA-like. Gene Ontology annotation, molecular function: DNA binding. The transcript is spliced from 3 exons. Gene Ontology annotation, biological process: regulation of DNA-templated transcription. Bases 1 to 1161 code for a protein of 386 amino acids. The record is from RefSeq and is a predicted model, not a curated record. NCBI's taxonomy places the organism in Eukaryota, Viridiplantae, Streptophyta, Magnoliopsida, Fabales, Fabaceae.